Molecule: messenger RNA, 420 nt
Organism: Scheffersomyces stipitis CBS 6054
Lineage: Eukaryota; Fungi; Ascomycota; Pichiomycetes; Serinales; Debaryomycetaceae
Gene: GOT1
Exons: 2
Coding region: 1-420 (139 amino acids)
Biological process (GO): retrograde transport, endosome to Golgi; endoplasmic reticulum to Golgi vesicle-mediated transport
Cellular component (GO): Golgi cis cisterna; COPII-coated ER to Golgi transport vesicle; Golgi membrane
Source: RefSeq, a predicted model, not a curated record
AUGAUCUGGUUAUCUGAAAGACAGAAAUUUGGUGUUGGCUUCACCGCUGGAGGAUUCAUCUUCUUCCUUCUUGGUAUAAUGACUUUUUUUGACUCGGGCUUCUUGGCCCUUGGUAACAUUUUGUUCUUGAUUGGCUUGAUUUUGAUCAUAGGGCCACAGAGAACUGUGACUUUCUUUACAAGACCCACCAAAAUCAGAGGCACCUUGUGUUUUGCUUUUGGAAUAUUACUUAUCUUGAUGAAAAGAUCGUUCUUCGGCUUCAUAAUAGAAAGUUUUGGUAUCUUAGGUUUGUUUGGCGACUUUUUCGGAACCAUAGUCCAGUUCUUGAGAUCCAUUCCUUAUAUCGGUGACUUGUUGAGCCACCCUCUUGUGGCACCAACCAUAGAUAGAUUGGCCGGUGUCAACACCUUGCCUGUUUAG